AAUAUAUAAAAAUGGAAUACCCAGAUGGGUACCUAUUACGUAAGAAUAAAAACUAAGUAAGCUCUGUUUUCUUGGGACCCUUAACGUACUAGUACUAAAUUGAAAUUGUGCCAAGACUAAUUAUAAGUGAUAGCUACAGAUGGAUCUGGAUUUAAAAGUGCUAUUGGUGAUUAGGUAUUAAGAUUAUUAUUUUAAGGAAUUCACUCCAGGUUAUAAAUAUUACUAUGAGAUUAAAAUCUUGAAAGGCAGUUUAAUUAAGAUUGGCGUAUGCACCAAAAAUGGGUUGUUCUAAGAUGUAAACUCAAUGCUCCACCUAAGCAAGCUUUCAGUGAUAAUGAAGAAGGAUGGGCAAUCUAUAAUGGUGAACUGAGACACAAUUCGAAUUCCAGUGGCAAUAAGUAUGGCAAAUAAUACAAGAAA
Molecule: messenger RNA, 420 nt
Organism: Paramecium sonneborni
Lineage: Eukaryota; Ciliophora; Oligohymenophorea; Peniculida; Parameciidae
Source: the annotation of a GenBank genome assembly